Molecule: messenger RNA, 1012 nt
Organism: Linepithema humile (Argentine ant)
Lineage: Eukaryota; Metazoa; Arthropoda; Insecta; Hymenoptera; Formicidae
Product: peptidoglycan recognition protein-like
Biological process (GO): innate immune response; peptidoglycan catabolic process
Molecular function (GO): N-acetylmuramoyl-L-alanine amidase activity; peptidoglycan binding; zinc ion binding
Source: RefSeq, a predicted model, not a curated record
CAAAUCGGGUUGAUUCAACGCGCAACUUCUCGGAGGGACUUCCCAGCUGCCGUUCAGUUUUUCGUUUAAAAGCGGACGCGGUUACACGAUGGCCAUUCAGUUUCAUUUUUGACACGCGCUAUAACGGUGUUAAUCACCAUGAAGUUGUAUUCCUGUCACAUCCAAGUGUUUGCGUUUUGUGCUUUGGUACUUUUCUUAGGUAUCUUUGAACAUGCAGUACUCGCCUCUCCCAUCAACGAUACAAAUUUCGACAAUGUAACCAAAUGCCCGAGGAUCGUCAGCCGAAAGGAAUGGAAAGCCAGAAAGCGUCUAGAUUUCGAGAUUCUGCCGGUGACACCGACACCGUAUGUGGUGAUCCAUCACGGCGGCAUACGUAGCUACUGCUACGACGAGGAAACAUGUUCCACGAUAGUUAGGUCCUAUCAAAACUUGCACCUAGACGAUCGGGGCUGGUGGGAUAUUGGCUAUAAUUUCGUCAUUGGCGAAGACGGCAACGCCUACGAGGGUCGCGGAUGGAAUUACGUUGGCGCGCACGCACCUGGAUAUAACACUCAGAGCAUCGGCAUAUGCAUUAUAGGACAUUUUACCGACUUCCUCCCGAAUACGGCCGCUCUGAAGACGCUAAACGCGCUGAUAGCUUGCGGUGUUUCACUCGGCAAGAUAAGCAAAGAUUACAACGCAAUUGGCCAUCGACAAGCGCGAAACACAGAAUGUCCUGGCGAGAGCUUUUACAAGUAUGUAACUGCCCUACCCCGUUGGACCGAAAAUCCAAUACCUAUUUAUACAAAUACCACUACCACGACGGAAGCGACAGUAUAAAAGGACGAUGUAGAGAUAGAUAAACCGAAUGCUAUUCUAUGAUGAUAUUUCUAGAUCUAGAUGAUAUUGCUAUCAAAUAAGCCAAAUUCUAAACCGAUGUAAAGUAAAGACUUGACGUAAUAAGAAAUAUUGUAAAUAUCGCAACAAAAAAAUUCAUAUGCUUCAUUCUUAUCGAAAAAUUUACAAUUUACUU